Adineta steineri is the source of this 564-nucleotide messenger RNA. The record is from the annotation of a GenBank genome assembly. NCBI's taxonomy places the organism in Eukaryota, Metazoa, Rotifera, Eurotatoria, Adinetida, Adinetidae.
AUGGAAAAUCGAUUAUGUUGGUUACAAGGAAGAAGUUUUUAUAAACGUGUACACGGUAUUUUUAUUAUUUAUGACGCAACAAACAAAGAAUCAUUUCAAAAUUUAAACAAAUGGUUGCGUGACAUUAGUUAUUAUGGAGAUAAACAUGUGACGAAAUUGGAGUAUUUUACUCGAUCAAAUAUUUCCAUGUUCGAAGUUUCUGCACAAGAUUCUACUAAUGUUGAAUUAGCAUAUAAACAUAUGAUUUUGAAAAUUCAAUCCAAUUUAACAUCAAGAAUCAAUCAUCAACCGGAUCAGUAUAGCAAACGAAUUGAUUUAGAAUUUGUCUAUCAUAUAUCUAAUAUUGAUCCAAAUGAUGCCGAACAAAAUGUGACUGAUCAGCGUCUUCAUGAUGGUACAGAAAAUAAAAACGAGCAGAUUUCGAUUGAAAAGAAAGCUAAGCAAUCAAAUGUUAUUAAUCUUUCAAAAACAUUCGAAAGUUUUUGUAUAGAAAAAGUUAAUGAAUUAAAAUAUUUAUUAAAAUUAUAUAAUGUCACAUUUAACUUGACUAUAACAAUGUGUUAA